Phoenix dactylifera (date palm) is the source of this 2216-nucleotide messenger RNA. The record is from RefSeq and is a predicted model, not a curated record. NCBI's taxonomy places the organism in Eukaryota, Viridiplantae, Streptophyta, Magnoliopsida, Arecales, Arecaceae.
CGAUGUUUUGUUGCGAUUUUUCGGGAUUCUGCCAACGGGUUUUGAUUGUUCUCCAGAUUUCUUGGUGUUUUUGGCAUGUGCCGUUGUUGCUAUUGCAGAAAAAAUAUGUUUUUUCCUCCCUUUUUCUCAAUUCUUUUCUUCUCUCUGUAUUUAUUCUAAAGCUCUGUUUGAAGAAGAUUCAAGCUGGAUUUCUGUUCAAAGUUGGAUGCUUUGUUCUAAUGAUUAGAGCAGAUUAAGAUCUUUUCGUUUUCUAAAACGAAAAAUUUUGUGGCAUUGGAUCUUGAUUAUCUUCAUUUUGGCAAUGACUUCAUAUUGAUUUCUUACAAAUAAAGAGUCUUCGAGAAUAGACAUGAAGAUGUUUGGUUUCUUUUUGGUAUGGGUUGUUUCUCUUUCUGGUAGUAUGCAUGUUUUUUCUCACACUUGGGACUAUAGAUCUGGCUUUUUCCGUGUAUCCUCUGUCUCUUUUACGUGCAAAAAUUAUGCAACUUCUUUGCUUCAGUAUAUGUAUGUUUGAGGAUAUUGUCUAUUUUAUAUUCAUUGUAUCUGUUUAUGCUUGUGAGCUCUAUUAAGGGAUUGCACUUGCUUUUGUUUUAAUUGGUUUUAGCUAUGUUUUCCUUUUUGGCAGGGUAGAAGAUUGAUUUGAAGAAAAGGGACAUCCUUUCAUGGGGGAAGAAGCACCCGAAUACCUUCUAGAUGGACUUGAUAAAUUUUCACCUCUUCGGUGUGAUUUAGAAUCCCAAGGCUAUCAGACAGCUACGACCGUAGGCGACAAGAUAUAUGUUAUUGGAGGAUCUGAUGAUGGAACCAAGUUGUCGAUGAAUGUCAAAGUUUUUGAUAAGUUAACAGGAAUAUGGUCGAUUCCUACCGUAUUGGGUACGAAACCUGUGCCAUCUAAAGGUCACUCAGCCGUUCUUUUUAAUAAUGAUCGGAUAUUGAUUCUUACGAGGGACUCUCCACUGGAUGACUGCACCUGGUUUCUUGAGGUGAGCACCCCUUUUGUUAAAGAGAAGAAUAAGAUACUUGGCACAGAGGUGGUUGCCUGGAGCAAGGGGGUCAGAGGUGAUGGCCCAAUGCCAAUUGUCAUCAGUGGCCCUUCUGGAGUUGGUAAAGGUACCCUAAUAUCCAAACUUAUGAAGGAAUUUCCAUCAACUUUCGGGUUUUCUGUAAGUCACACGACACGAGCUCCAAGAGAGAAGGAAGUAGAUGGAGUUCAUUACCACUUCACAGAAAGAAGUAAAAUGGAGAAAGAAAUAAUGGAUGGGAAAUUCCUUGAAUCUGCAUUAGUUCAUGGAAACCUUUACGGAACAAGUAUUGAAGCAGUUGAAGCAGUUACAGAUGCUGGGAAGAGAUGCAUUCUUGACAUUGAUGUUCAAGGUGCUCGAUCUGUGAGGUCUAGUUCUCUGGAAGCAAUAUUCAUCUUUAUCUGCCCCCCAUCAUUUGAAGACCUUGAGAAGCGCCUUCGUGACCGAGGAACUGAGACUGAGGAACAGGUACAAAAGAGACUGAGAAAUGCGAAGGCAGAGCUUGAUCAAGGAAAAUCUCCUGGUCUUUUUGAUCAUAUCUUAGUGAAUGAUGUUCUUGAAACAUGCUAUAAGAAUCUUAAGAAAAUACUUGGUUUGGAUGAGACUGCUGAUGCUUUGUAUCAACAAUCUAUGAAGAAUCACAAGAUCCCUUUAUGUUACUCCAUAUCUAAAACAGAUCAAAAAUUUCUGAUACAUGGUGGAAGUAAUGAGCUGGGAGCGGCAACCCCUACCUCGUUCAUGCUCGAUGCAUCCUUGCUUAAAGGAGGUGCUCCUGGCCGGACGAGAGGACUGAAAAUAUAUGCUAUUGACCCAUUAACUGAUAGUCUAAAUUGGAUUGAACAACUUUAGCAACCAAAAGAAAUGAAAAACCUAAUCAAGAUAUAUGCAUCGGUACUGGCUAUCUCAAUUUUAGAUCAACUUGGCCUAAAGUUAUAAAAGUUUACACUCAGACGUAGAGCAAUGUGGUUGUCGAGUUCAAAUUGCAUAUUAAAUAGGUACUGCGUGAUUUGUACUAUUGUUACAGCAAAAAGUUUUCUGGAGACAUUAUUUUAUGUUCUUACUUUGUAGGUGAGAACUAAAUUUAUUAUUCUCUUCACUGGGACAUAGGAGACAAUAAAAUGCAUGUCUUAAUCUAUGCUAUCUCCAGGGGUCUGUUCUUGAUGCAUUAAAAUUUCUUUUAGUACUUUAUAACCA